UUUCUUCCCUGCAGCAUACAGGCAACUUCCUAACCUCCUUUCAAAACUGACCAGCUUUGAUGCCUUAAAAUACCCUUCCCGAACCUCACCAUUCCAUCAAUCCACGCAGACUAUUCUUUUUUGUUCCUCUUCAAUAUCAUUCUCUCAACCUGGCCAACAAGCUUUUCGCUGUCCUACUACAAAGAAGAAAACCAAAUAGUUCUACUUCUUUUUAGUCAUAAAUUUUACCCAACUAUAUUGCUUUAGUUCAAAUGGAGACAUCAUCAGCAAACUCUAGCCAGUUUCAAUUGGUUGAUAUGAUCUUGUUGUUUCAUAGUUUAAUAUGUUAUAAUAGCAUUAGAAGUUUUUUCUCAAGAUAUUGGUCUUUUCUACAAUCCCAGUAUGAACAUGGCAGCUCAAAGACAUCAGGCUGGGAGAACAACCUGGCUUUUGAGUGUUUAAACAAGGAAGUUUCAUCUGCUGAGAAGAAGAAAGAUGAGGGGAGAGUGUCUAGAAAAGAUGUGGAGAAGCUGAUGGGAAAUCUGGGACUUUUUUGCAACCAAGAAAGUGAGGAGCUAAAUGAAUCAUUUGGUUCUGAUGAGCUUUCCAGGUUGUUUGAGGAGGAGCCAAGUUUGGAAGAGGUGAAGCAAGCUUUUAAUGUUUUUGAUGUGAAUAAAGAUGGGUUUAUUGAUGCAGAGGAGUUGCAGAAAGUUCUCUGUAUUUUGGGAUUGAAGGAAGGCUUGAAGCUGGAGAACUGCAAUAAAAUGAUCAAAACCUUUGAUGAAGAUGGAGAUGGCAGAAUAGAAUUUCAGGAAUUUGUAAAAUUAAUGGAGAGCAGUUUUUGCUGAAUCAGUCUUUUUUUUUCCUUUAAUUUUUUCUGGAAGCUUAAUAAAUACUAUUAGACUUGAUUAAUUUUUACCUCUA
Theobroma cacao (cacao) is the source of this 903-nucleotide messenger RNA. RefSeq names its product putative calcium-binding protein CML46. NCBI's taxonomy places the organism in Eukaryota, Viridiplantae, Streptophyta, Magnoliopsida, Malvales, Malvaceae. The record is from RefSeq and is a predicted model, not a curated record. Gene Ontology annotation, molecular function: calcium ion binding.